AUGGCAAGUGGCCUGGCUCUGUCCACUGCUAGAGGUGAACACAUUUACGUGGGAAGUGAAAUAAGGGAUUCUCUUUCACUGUUGGAUAUUCUCAAUGCAAAUCAGUUCGAAGGACACUCUUUAGAUCCAGAAGAUGUUGAGCAUAUGGAGGAGACUUUUUACAGAGGUGCCCCUCCUGAAUGGUUAAACUUUCACAUUAGUGAACAGGCAAAGUCAGAUGGCACUGGAACUUCUUUUAUUAAACGAGAUGGAUACGAUACACUUAGACAACAAAUUCAGAACAAAAGAAAACUCCCAGGAAUAUCAACUGUGAAACUGUUCCACCAACCAGGAUGUGGAGGAACCACACUGGCCAUGCAGGUGCUGUGGGACUUGAGGAAGACCUUCAGGUGCGCUGUUUUAACAGGCUCAACCUCAGACAUCACAAAUGUUGCGACAGACGUGGUCCAUCUUUUCACAGCAGGCAGUCGACGCAACCAGAACACUGUGCUGCUGCUACUGAAUGAUGAGCAUAAUCUGGAAAAUCUCCAAGACAGCAUUAUGGAAAAGAUGGCUGAGCAGAAGAUAGUUACCACUAUGCCUGUGGUCAUUUUCCUCACCUGUGUGAGAAAAGAUGCAGUUCUACAGAGUGACCACGUUUUCCUACGAAAAGUACUCUCUGACACAGAGAAACAAAAGUUUAAUGAGAAAAAGGAAGAGCUGAGCAGAAGGUACAAGGAUAGAUGCGGACAGUUUCAUGGCUUUAACAUAAUGCAAACUAAUUUCUCUCAAGCGUACGUUGAACAAGCCUGCACAGUAUUCAGUACAGUACAAAGAUCAAAUAAACCACUGAAGACCCAGCUUGCUACCUUCCUGUCCCUGCUGAAUGCCUAUGUACCAGGAUCAUAUCUCCUUGAGUCUCAGUGCCUGGACUUCCUCCAACAUGAAGACUCCAUCCAUGGACACCUUUCACUGGAGGACAAAAUGACACCCUUUAGUCACCUCAUCAUCACUUUCCGACACAAUGUAAGAUCUGGAAAAAAAGUCUGUAUGGCUCAUCCAAUGAUUGCACAAUGUUGUACUGAACUGAUGGGUGACGCAGGUGUGACCAGAAGCGACACAGCAAGAAACUUCUUGGACUGUCUGUGUAGAGACGAAGUUUCUCCAUGGUUGCUUGGUUUCGUCAAAGACAUGCUGACCAAGAGAGAGAUGAAAGUAGAAGAGAACCCAGUCAAAGGUAAUGAGGUUAAAGAAGAGCGAGAAAGGUUUUCUAGACUGAUUCUCAAUAUUCAAAGGAAAGAGUGCAAAGGCGACAGUUCAUCCGUUUUGAAGAUGGCGACAAAGAUAUUUGUAAAAAAUUCUUUUUUCCCACAAGCACUUGCUCGUUUUUAUUACAUCGAACUAAAAAACUACAACCAGGCAGAAAUAUGGGCAAAAGAAGCUAAGAAAAGAGAUCCCAAAAAUUCAUUUAUUGCUGAUACUCUGGGCCAAGUCUACAAGAACAAACUGAAGAACAAAGAGUUUUCUACCAAACCGAGAGAAAGUUUGAAACUAGCCAAAAAGGCCAUUGAAGCUUUCAAAGAUGAAGAACGACUUGCUGAAAAUGAAUAUCUUGCAGACAUGAAAAAAGAUGGCAAGACCAAAGUCUUGCAUAUUUUUAACACCAGAGGGCAGUUUGGUUGCCUGCAGGUUUGCAAUCUGAUAUAUGACCGACUUGUUGCACAGAACGAAACCUGGAAAAGAGUUCUCACAAACAAUGUGUCCAUGCGCUCAGUCAUUGGAGACAAUGAACUCUACAGAUUUAACCAUCUCAUAAGCAGCCUCAGAGAUGAAGUUGAGAAAAAAUGCAACUUUUUAAAUGGUUAUCUUACUUUCUCAAAGCCUGGCAUGCAAAAAGAUGAUCCAUCAUACAUUCAGAGGGACGUGUCAUCAUGCUACUUGAAGUAUGCUGAGCAUCCACUACCUGACCUGAUUUCAGAUAUCAUGCACAAAUGUGAAGAUAAUGUGGAAGAGAACAUGUCAGCAAGUGAUGAUGACACCCCUGAAUCUCACAUCAUUGCCCUCCUCAAAAAGUGGCCCGAAGACAACAAUAGUUCCCCUGACUUAAUGUUAUUAAUUCGAAAGAUUUACCAUUCCUAUGAGUGUACAUAUGCAAAGUGCCUUCGAUCAAGGUACCUCCGUCCCUUAUUUUACCUUGGUAAAGAUGAGGCUCUGAGCAGAAUUGCUCCUACAAGUGUUAGUGAGUUUUUGCUUGAGAAUGAGGACGCAUUCAUCAACUACAUGAUGAACAACCAUAAGAUGUGUAAAGAUAUGAGUGUCCAAAAGAACCUCCUGGCAUUUGAAGGAGUUGUCCGCAACUACAAACUGUUUGCAACCUUAGGAGGAAAGGAGAUCAUGGUGAAUGCCAACAAACGAGACAGCCUCUGGAUUGAAUGUCAAGUUUCUUUUUACCUUGGAUUCACCAUCAGAGGUCUGGUAGCCUUUGGUAUCCGGACCAAGAACAUCGAACAGGUUUACAUCCACACCAAAUGA
Scomber scombrus (Atlantic mackerel) is the source of this 2511-nucleotide messenger RNA. RefSeq names its product sterile alpha motif domain-containing protein 9-like. Lineage: Eukaryota; Metazoa; Chordata; Actinopteri; Scombriformes; Scombridae. Gene Ontology annotation, molecular function: protein binding. Gene Ontology annotation, cellular component: cytoplasm. The record is from RefSeq and is a predicted model, not a curated record. Bases 1 to 2511 code for a protein of 836 amino acids. The transcript is spliced from 2 exons.